Molecule: messenger RNA, 1617 nt
Organism: Sorex araneus (European shrew)
Lineage: Eukaryota; Metazoa; Chordata; Mammalia; Eulipotyphla; Soricidae
Gene: SULT2B1
Product: sulfotransferase family 2B member 1
Exons: 8
Coding region: 622-1617 (331 amino acids)
Biological process (GO): sulfation
Cellular component (GO): cytoplasm
Molecular function (GO): sulfotransferase activity
Source: RefSeq, a predicted model, not a curated record
UCACCCCUGCCCCCUCGCCCCGGCGCCCGGACUCCACGCCCCUCCUUUUUGGCCAGUCUCGGACUGCAACUCCCAUAAUGCUCUGUGCCCAAGGGUCCCUUUGACCAGGGAGCCGGAUGGCCCAGGGUGUUAUGGGAGUUGUAGUUUGAAGCUUCUCAGGUGGUUGGGUUGGGGGUGGGGUCCCUUCUCUACCCCCCAAACUGGGGGACCCCACACCCCCAUCACCUCACCCCUGGCUUGAAUGAAUUCCAAAGAAGAUCGAGGGAAAGAAGAGACACACUGGAGUCAGAAGCACUGAGAAUUUGAAAUACGCUCCCACGGACAGCCUCAUCACCCCAUAUUUGGGAACCCGCGUGAAUGCCCCAGUGAGCCCAGAGCAGCCUGUCGGGCAGGACAUGGCUGGGAGCCACCGGCUGGAAGGUUCCAGGCGGCUUGACUCUGUUCCCCGCACGUGGCCCUGCCCCACUGGGCGGUGCCCUGGGCCUCUCCCGAGGGAGGCGUGGGCCAGGCCGGGAGAACCGGCUGCUGCCCCUCCCCUUGGCGGAGGUAGGCACGGCUGGGCCCCGGGUGGCAGAGCUUCGAGGCUCAGCGCGGGCACACACCUGGCCUCCCGGCGCCACCAUGGAGAACCUGACCAAGGACGUAUGGGAGACCUUCGGGAAGUCGGAAGUCAGGCAGCAGCUGUCUGGCGAGUAUUUCCGGUACAAGGGGGUCCUCUUCCCCAUGGGUUUGUACUCACCCGAGAGCAUCAACUUUGUCGAGAAUGAGCUGGACGUGCGGGACGAUGAUAUCUUCAUCCUCACCUACCCCAAGUCAGGCACCCACUGGAUGAUCGAGAUCCUCAGCUUGAUCCUGAAAGAUGGGGACCCUUCCUGGAUCCGCUCUGUGCCCAUCUGGGAUCGGGCCCCCUGGUGUGAGGUUAUCCAGAUGAUGUCCAAGUGCCACAACCUCCCCUCCCCACGCCUCCUGAGCUCCCACCUCCCCAUCCAGCUCUUCACAAAGGCCUUCUUCAAGUCCAAGGCUAAGGCAAUCUACGUGGGCAGGAACCCCCGGGACGUGCUGGUUUCUCUCUACCAUUACUACAAGAUUGCUGGGCACUUGAAGGACCCAGGCAGCCCGGACCAGUUUCUGCAGAACUUCCUCAAAGGCGAAGUGCAGUUCGGCUCCUGGUUCGACCACAUUAAAGGCUGGAUUCGGAUGCGGGGCAAAGAGAACUUCCUGUUCAUCACCUAUGAGGAGCUGAAACAGGACCUCCACGGCUCGGUGCGGCGCAUCUGCCAAUUCCUGGAGCGGCCGCUGAGUGAGGAGGUGCUGAACUCCGUGGUGACACACUCGGCCUUCGGGGCCAUGAAGGCCAACAGAAUGUCCAACUACUCCCUACUGCCCCCCAGCCUGCUGGACCAGACGCACGGGAACUUCCUGCGGAAAGGAGUCUGCGGCGACUGGAAGAACCACUUCACCGUGGCUCAGAGCGAAGCUUUCGACCGCAUCUACCGCGAGCAGAUGCGGGGGCUGCCCCGCUUCCCCUGGGACGGAGCCCCCGACGACGGCAGCCCAGACCCCGACCCCAGCUCCGACCCCAGCCCGGGCCAAGAUCCCGAGCCCCCACACCUGUGA